CACUCUUCGAUCCAUAAUCCACUAUUGUGCAGUUUGGAUUAUGGUGAUGUAUAGUCGCUGCCAAGAGGAAAUGUCAUCAUCACCAGAGCAAACUGCCGUGGCAUUUCUCCGUCGCGAAGACACUUGGGCCGCACCCCCGGCAAAAGAGCCUCUCUUCGCCGAUCUCCGAGACCAAGACAGGAUCUCUCCAGCAUGAACCUGCGAGGGUGUCUGUAAUAAACUAUUUUUGAACAUAUUCCAACGCUGGUUACUUUUCAAUGCCUUCACUUCCAUGAUUUGGGCUCCUGCGAGGCGAGUCACUGUCCGGACGUGGACCUUGACGAACUACACUUUCGUUGCAUUACCAAAGCGUCAUCAGAAUACGAACUCGGCGGCGUCCGCCAAUUCCCGGACUGUCAAGCGGCCUGAAUUCCACGACUACUUUGUUACCCACCUGCCAUCCUCGUCCCUACAUCCAGAUCCCAGAGGACUAUCUAGUUCCUAUCAUAAAUUUCCUCGCUCCGCUUCUGUACCUCAUACCGGGGCGAUAUCACAUCCACCGACCUCCUUCCAGGCGCUAGUUGACCGCGAGACCACCGUCGUCCGAAUACCGCUGCGCAGUGCGAAACACCACUUCGGUGCUGCCACAUCCCGUGGGACUCGUGUCUCGAAUGAGGAUACACACCAGGCUGGCGUCCUUGAUAUUCCUGCCUUCGCGAAGCGACCCCCUGCGUCCGUGACUAUCAAGCGCACCGCUGCGCCUCUGGAGAACCGGGGUGCAGAUAGCGCCAGCGGCGACCCGCAAGUCUUCUACUUUGGCGUGUUUGAUGGGCAUGGAGGGAGCGAAUGCAGCACAUUCUUGAAAGACACGUUACAUGAAUAUAUACAGGACACGGCAGCCGAAUCGGAGUUCCAGUCGAGCCUGAGCAAGGACCGAGAGGCCCACUUUUUCAAGAAUGAGUCGGAGAUCUCUCGGGGCGAUCUGCCCAUCAUACAACGGGGCAAUCAUAAGAGAAUGGCGGAAAUGGAGAAAACCCUAGUUCAGAAUUGGAGAAGGCUCGUCGGAGGUUACUUCAAGCGAUUUGUGCCGGCCCACUUCUCCUAUCGUGGGAACGCUGCUCAAGGAAACGGGAGCGCGACAUGCAAUGGGGACGAUCAUGCAGGGGGCGUCACGAUUGAAGAGAUUCUAGAGUACGCGUUUCUGCGGGCGGACCUUGACUUCGUUUCAGCGCAAGCCGCCAAGGAAGACGAUGAACUGGCCACGGCUCAUAAGCCGCAGUACCAGGAUGACAUUCUGUACGGGCCAAAGCACACCCAGCAGAUGAAGCUUGGCGGUUACCGACGAUUCAAGGGAGGCAGCACAGCCAGUGUUGCCCUCAUCUCGACUCCGACUCCCACUCCGUUCUGGCACCCAUCCGCGCCGUCGAGUCUCCUGAUCUCGCAUGUGGGUGACACGAGGAUUGUGCUAUGUUCUACUGCAACGGGAGAGGCGAUCCCACUGACGUCCAACCAUCAUCCUUCCUCCCCAAUCGAAGCCAAUCGCUUGAGGCGAUAUGCCGCCACAUUUGUAACCGAUUCCUUUGGUGAGGAGCGCAUGAGUGGUUUAGCGAAUACGCGUGCCUUUGGCGACGUCCAAUCGAAACGCAUCGGCGUAUCUGCAGAACCAGAAAUCCGGCGCAUCGAGAUGGGUCCAGCAGAGUACUCAUUCUUAGUCCUCAUGACUGAUGGGAUUAGCGGAACGCUCACCGAUCAAGAAGUUGUCGACAUCAUCAAGGAGGCAAAGACGCCGGACGAAGGGGCUCGAAACGUGGUCAACUUCGCAACGGAAGUGACAAAAGAAGGGGAUAAUGCAACAUGCCUCGUUGUUCGUUUGGGCGGCUGGGAGCGUCGACUGGAAGGAGGACUUGGAAGUCUGGGGACCAAAGAAUCCCGAGAAUGGCGCCGACAAGAAGCAACUGAUCCGCGCAGUUCACGGCGAUGAGCACGAGCCAUUAAUACCCAUAAUUGUACAUAUUCUUUUUGUUGUAAUUCUUCACAGACACUGCUGGUGGCUAGGACCCUUUGAAUCCUGCUGUACAUACAUUCUCUUGGAUUUAGGGCCGAAGGGGGUUUUCUUUUGUUACGUUAAACUGAUAUUGUGUACUUGAGAUACUCGGAUAUACCAAUACUCGGAUAUACCAAAUGAAAAUA
This is a messenger RNA of Aspergillus novofumigatus IBT 16806, 2169 nucleotides long. Its product is annotated as PP2C family serine/threonine-protein phosphatase. The record is from RefSeq and is a predicted model, not a curated record. Gene Ontology annotation, molecular function: protein serine/threonine phosphatase activity; cation binding. Gene Ontology annotation, biological process: protein dephosphorylation. The transcript is spliced from 2 exons. Bases 272 to 1960 code for a protein of 562 amino acids. Lineage: Eukaryota; Fungi; Ascomycota; Eurotiomycetes; Eurotiales; Aspergillaceae.